AUGGCUGGCCGCAGGCGAAUGUUCAGGCCUCCUCCGCUCACCGGGGUCGGCGUGCACGGCAGGCCCUGGUGUAAAGAGAAUUUGCCUUCCCAAUUUUCCACAAACCAGGAGUACGUGCAGUUACAUCCCACCUUCAUGAACACCAAACGGUGGGUAUUUGUGAAAAAGGGACUGGAUGACUUCAGGAACGGCUGCCCUUCUUGUGAGAAUAUGAUCACUCGGGGCCUUCCGGAGCAUUCUGCCCCCCAGAGGUAUAGCAGAGGUCCCCGACCUCCCCCCACAAAGAGGCCGAGCUACCUGCCCGAGGGCGCAGCCCUGUGUUCCAGGCUCUCGGCAGCCCAGCGGGCGCGGAAGGCGUUCCUGGAGGACAUCGAAGCCCAGCUGACCCGGCACCCCCUGGCUCCCUACCCCGACCUGGAGGAAAGCAUGCCUCAGGAGCUCUUAAAAAGGGUGCUGGAAGUGCUGGAUCCUGACAAGAAACUGGGGGACGCAUGGGCUCAUUGUGAGGGUGUCGAGAAAAAACCCACGGAACCCACAAAACUGCUUGAAAAGUGUCCCACCCAAGACCCCAAGGAACCCACAAAACUGCUUGGAAAACGUCCCACCCGAGCCUCCCUGGGGCCUCCCAAGAAGACUCCUCUGUCGAAGAAUUCACGCCAAUCGCUUUCUGAAGGGAAGAAGCCACGCCAAUCACCUUCGGAAGAGAAGAAGCCAUACCAAUCGCUUUAUGAAGAGAAGCCCAGUGAAACAGAUUCGCUCCACAAAGAUGGUCCUGAUCCGUAUGAAAACGCCCGCAAAUCAGUUAGAGACUUCUGCGACUGGGCUGCUUCGAUUGGAAGCUCGAGGAUUGAUGAAGAGUACAUCAUGAAGCAAUUUGAUGUUAACUAUGAGAGGGAAGUCAGCCAUAAUGUGCUCCACUCGCUGAAGCUUGGCGAGAUACCUGGGGAACUAAAGAAGGGAGAGGGGUUCAAGAAACAGCAGGAGUCAGAAUUUUUCCAGGAACUAGAGCCGAAACCAAAGAAUACUUGUAAACCAAAGCAUGUGAAGAUGCGGUAUGGAGCCUGGUAUCUGAACCCAAAACUGUGGAAAAGACAAAGAGCAGAUGAACCUUUGAUUGACCCCAAGGCCUUACACAAAGACGAGAAUUUAAGAAAGGAGCAGAAGAAACAGGAGGAGGAGUUUGCAAAACUUCAUGGACCAGCUGCCUUUAAGAAUUUCAUUCUAAGGAAGGGCUACAGGAUGCCAAGUUUCCUGGAGAACAUAAAUACCAAGAAGGAAUGUAACUGUGAUUGUAAUAAGACUCCUGGAAAAUAACUCAUCAUAGAAGAGUUUAGUAAGAUGAUUAGACAGAUUUUAUUUACUAUAUAGCAUUUGGCUAUUUUUCUCUCUCACUGAACAUACGCAAAAUUUAUGAUGAGUGUCCCACCAUAGAUGUAGUCAACUUUGACUUGACUAUAUCCAUAAAUUUUAUACCUAAUGCUUAUGAACAUUUCACAGUGGCCUUCUGCCUUUGUUAAUCAAUAUUUUAUAUAUUUUUGCUAACU
This is a messenger RNA of Eptesicus fuscus (big brown bat), 1544 nucleotides long. It is a transcript of the gene FAM47E, whose product is annotated as family with sequence similarity 47 member E. The transcript is spliced from 8 exons. The record is from RefSeq and is a predicted model, not a curated record. NCBI's taxonomy places the organism in Eukaryota, Metazoa, Chordata, Mammalia, Chiroptera, Vespertilionidae. Bases 1 to 1314 code for a protein of 437 amino acids.